Capsicum annuum is the source of this 839-nucleotide messenger RNA. RefSeq names its product inactive protein RESTRICTED TEV MOVEMENT 1-like. Lineage: Eukaryota; Viridiplantae; Streptophyta; Magnoliopsida; Solanales; Solanaceae. The record is from RefSeq and is a predicted model, not a curated record. The transcript has a single exon. The coding region runs from base 137 to 634 and encodes 165 amino acids.
UUCAAAUUAAAUUGUAGAUAAGUAUAAAGGAAGAGUCAGAUUCCUAGUACUGAAAGGUCUCCUUGAAAAACAUAUCUAUCUCUCUCUCUAUAGCUUGAUCAUUUAAUUACUCCAAUUGAUUUAAAAGAAGAGAAUUAUGGAUAUGAUCGAAGUUGGUCCAGCAGGCGAAGUAAGACGAUAUGGAACCACUUCUUGGGAUGCCAAGGGACGAGGAGAAUUAGCCCAGAUUUUUGUUUCGUACGAUCAUAAUUCAGUUUAUUCACUGCAGUUUCUCUUCUAUAAGAAUGGCAAAUUAGUAUCUGAAAAACAUGGUUUUGAUGAUGGCAGACAUGUUAACUUCGAUUCAGUUAUUUUAGAUUAUCCAUCAGAAUUUCUUACUUCCAUAAGUGGAUCAUUCCACUCAAUUACUAAUGGUGCUGCCCUGAGCUCAAUAACAUUUGGAACCAACAAGGCCUCAUAUGGACCAUUUGGGGAUCCAUCGUCUACUUCUACUAAACACUUCAACUUUCAGAUAGGAAAUCAAUUUUCUUUUGGUGGAUUUCAUGGCAGUGUAAGGUCUGGAUUUAUUAAUAGUAUUGGGGUUUAUAUCAAGACCAGCACAACUUCCAAGAUCCAUUGCAAAGAAGAGGAUUAAUUCAAUUGUUACGUACAAUAUUGCUUACCUGUUUUGAUCAUAUUAUGUCUUUGAUUUCAGUUGUUGCUGCUUAUUUUCUGAAAGAGUAGAAUGCUUAUGUGUCUAUGAUGUCACUUUAUUUUUAUUUGUUUACUGUCCAUCAUGUCUUAUUUUGCUAAGUACGCCUAAUAAGACUUGGAACGUUUUUUAAAUUGUUUUAUGCAAU